AUGUUAAUACAAAGAUUUAUAAACCAAUCCGAUUGCCAAUUAUUACCAAGAAUCAAGCUUUUGAAAUUAUUCAAUAUUUUGAAAAGGCUCCUUUUGGACAGGGUGAUAAGACAAUUUAUGAUGAAACAGUGAGGAAAACAUGGCAAUUGUCUCCCUCACAAUUCAGAAUUACAAAUCAACAUUGGAAGCAAUAUAUAGAUAAUUUGGUGGAGAAACAAGUGAAACCUGGACUUGGCAUUCAUUCGAGUGUUGUUGUUCGAAAUAGUUUGUACAAAUUAUUGUUAUAUGAGGAAGGAGGACACUUCGAUUUUCAUAGAGAUACAGAAAAGGAAGACAAAAUGUUUGCCACUCUUGUGGUGCAGUUGCCAUCUCUUUAUUCGGGUGGUGAAAUUAUUGUUCAACAUGCUGAUUCAGAGGAAACUUAUGAGUUUGCUAAAGAAGGUUCAUCUAAACCUUUCUUCUUUAGUUUUUAUUGUGAUUGUAACCAUAAGGUGGCCAAGUUGACCAGUGGAUACAGAUUAUGUCUAGUUUAUAAUGUUUGUUAUGCUUCUGGAAUCAAGCCAACAGUUGUAGAUCGAUCAGCACAUUUUGAAAACUUGAAUUCAAUUGUGGAAAACUGGGAUUCUGAAACACCAUUCUUGUGCUACCUCUUGGAACACAAAUAUUCUGAAGAAGGAUUGAAAUACGAUUGCCUCAAAGGAAGAGAUAGCAAUCUAAUGCAACUUCUCCAACAAUACAAUGCCAAAUAUAACAGUAUUGGAAUUAAGCUUGGUAUAAUGAGAAAGCAACAAGAUGGUGGAAGUGGUUAUAAUAAUUUCUGGACAGAACCAAGUUUUGCCAUCACUCAUGUUGUGGGUGAGCAGGGAAAUGAGGAAAUCAAAAGAAGAUUUAAAAUCUCCAAAAACAUUAUUAUUCCAGAAAAUAUAUUGGAAAAUCUUGCAGUUUCAAAGAGCGAGUUCGAAGGACAUACAGGUAAUGAAGGAGCAAGAGCAACGAGGUGGUAUAGCAGUGCGUGCAUUUUAAUUAGUCCAAAUCGUUUCAAACAUUUAUUGGCACUGGAGAUUGGAGAAACAGAAUCUUUGAAAGAACUUGAAAAUAUGUGGACACGGUACGAGCAAGAUCCAUCUCUUUUGGAUACAGUUACAGAUUUUGUUACAAGGUUUUUGCGAAACAAAUAUUUUAAAAAAACCCUGGUGACCAAGUAUGUCAUUAAAUUGAAUAAUACCGAGCUAGCCAAAGAUUUACUGAGAGUUUCCUCGAGUGGCAAUAACUUGGAUGCUGAGAGUUUAGUUUCAUUGAUAAAAGCAUUUGGGUUGGAAACAUAUAGAGAGAGGGUAAUGGAUCUUUUGGUAAAAUGCAAAGCCAAUCUUGCCUAUGGAUUCUUACAAGANAUAGAGGAUGAGGAGAUGGCAGAGAAGGUCAUUUCUUUUUUUAGUGUAAAAGGAGGGGCCUCGAGCUAUGAAAGCAUU
Naegleria gruberi is the source of this 1469-nucleotide messenger RNA. RefSeq lists its product as uncharacterized. NCBI's taxonomy places the organism in Eukaryota, Heterolobosea, Eutetramitea, Acrasida, Naegleriidae. The annotation marks the transcript as partial. The transcript has 2 exons. The record is from RefSeq and is a predicted model, not a curated record.